Messenger RNA from Rhizoctonia solani, 519 nucleotides. RefSeq lists its product as uncharacterized. NCBI's taxonomy places the organism in Eukaryota, Fungi, Basidiomycota, Agaricomycetes, Cantharellales, Ceratobasidiaceae. The record is from RefSeq and is a predicted model, not a curated record. Bases 1 to 519 code for a protein of 172 amino acids. The transcript has 6 exons.
AUGCGCUUUUCAAUUGCUACCACGUUUUCUGCACUCGUACUCUUGGUGUCAAGCGUUCAAGCUUCGCAUACCAUCACUUUGAGGAACAACUGCGGCUGGGGUGUUGGCUUACGUGUUGAUAACUACAGCGGCUCUCCCUAUACCGGAACAGCACGCGUUGACGUUCCAGCAAAGUCAUCAAAGAGUGUCGUUGUGCCAGAUGGCUGGGAUGGUCGUGUCUGUGAUGUUACUGCUUCUGGAUCGUGUGCCAACAACUGCUAUGGGUCAUGCUCUAUGACCGAGUUCAACAUGAACGCUGGCGGCCUCAAUUAUUAUGACAUCUCCAACAUCCUAUCUUACACCGUGGCCCAGCAAAUCAGCACUAGCUGCGGAUCGGUUACUUGCACAUCAGCGGGUUGCCCUUGCAACCAGGCAUACCGCCCUGGCGAUACCUCUGGAACUUGUGGAGGCACCGGCCCCGUUGACCAAGCUGUUAGGGCUUGCGGCAGCAACGAUUUCACUAUCACUUACUGCCCAUAA